Arachis stenosperma is the source of this 1699-nucleotide messenger RNA. RefSeq lists its product as uncharacterized. The record is from RefSeq and is a predicted model, not a curated record. The coding region runs from base 625 to 1563 and encodes 312 amino acids. Lineage: Eukaryota; Viridiplantae; Streptophyta; Magnoliopsida; Fabales; Fabaceae. The transcript has 5 exons.
AUCACCCAAAUUUAAUGGAACUAGAGAUAGAAGAAAAAAAAGGUGCACAAUUAUUUCUCUGUCUUUCUUCAACAAAAAACCAUAUAAAAAUCUUGUACUUAUAUUUGAGUGUCCCAUGAUAAACUUGAAGAUUAAAACUUCAUAUAGUGGCCUAGGAUAUUAGGGGGUCAAAGAACAAGAAAAGUUACUGGGGCAGUCCACUGCAUUUAAUGCAUAGGCCAAAAAAAAUUCAAUAUAAAUAAUUUUUUUAAGGGUGAAAAAUAAUAAAUUUUCAUUGCAUUACUUGUUCACUUGUUGCAUGUCUUUUGCAGCUUGUGAGAUUCAAAAAGCAAAAGAGCAAAACUUUUCAAGAGACAGAAACACACUCUUCACAGAAUUUAGCAUGCCUUGUGUUUGUAUUAAUUCCAAAGUCACAUUCCACCUUAUACCUUAACAAGACAAAAAGCUUCUUCCUUCAGUGCUCACUUUUUUUCUUUUCUUUUUAGUCAUGUCUGCACCUUCACCACCCACUUUCAAACCUAUGCAAAGUUUGAGUAUGGUGGGAGUGGCUUCAUUGAACACUUAGAAUAAAAUAAAGAUCAUAUAUUCAUCAUAUUCUGCUGAAAAUUCUAAGUAAUAGUUUCCAUGGCAUCAACUGCUGAACCAUCUCCUUAUAGCACUUCAAGGAGAAGAGAUGAUGAAUCAGAGUUCAAUUUGAGAGAAUGGGGAAUGAAAGGUAGAAUCAUCAGCAGAGAGAACACCAACUCAAGAAGGUAUUCAGGAUCAUACAUGAGAAGCUUUAGAGAAGACACAAGGUCUUUCAGAUCAAACAUAACCAUUUCUAGCACAGCUUCUUCACCAGGAUACCCUUUAAAAGAUGAAAUAGACCCUUCAACAUACUCAUUCACCACUGCUCUUAAAGCAUUGCAAGCAAAAGCAAGCUAUAACAGUUGGGAAUGCUUAUCCCCAGAUGGGUUUGCAUUGAAUUCAAAGUGGAAUGAAGCAGAAAAGUACAUAUGCAACCCUCUCUCAGGAGAAGUACCAAUGGAGUGUCUAUCUGCAAAAACUCUUAGUGGAAGAUCAUUCAGAAGUUUCACAAACAGAAUCACCAUGUCUGCUCCUCUAGUUUAUUCCUCUUCAAGACAUAUUCAAGCCAAACCAUCUAGUCUCAUAGAAGAAGAUGAAGCAGCUCCUCCUCAAUACCCCAUUCCAGAGAAGAAAAAAGAGGGAAUGACAAGAGAUGUUGGUGUUCAAAGCACACCUCAAUAUCUUAGUUCAAGCAGUCCUAGCCCUGCUUCAACACCUUCAAUCAUAGAAAGGUCAAAAAAUAGAGCUGCAGAUUCACCUAAUUCAAAUGCCAAAACAAAAUCUGAGGAAGAGGUGGAAGUGAAAGAUACAGAAACAUGGGAGACAAAAGAAACAGUUCAUCAUCAAAGAGGAAAGAAUGAUUGGAGCAAACAUGAAGAACAACUUUGCAGAAGGCAAGGUGGUUGCUUUUCUUGGAUGAUGAGGAAGAAUAGGCAGAGAGACACUGAAAAACAAAGAAGAAAUAACAUCUUUCUCAUUCACUUCAAAGGUUGCUAAAAUAAAUAAAUAAAUAAUUGUAAUUCAUGAUGACAUGAUUGGUUUUUCAUUUGAAAAACAUCUAAACUAUAUAGUAGUUUAGAUAAAAUUAGAAUUAGUCUCUUAUAAGUUGAGUUUAAUUUUUAUAUGCUUAAAA